AGGUUGGUGUUGUUUCUGAUUAUGACUUGUCUAAAGCAGAAAACAAUGAUGGGUCAGCCUAAUCAAACUAUACCUACUCAAUCUGUCAUGAAUGAAGUUGGUUCAACAGCAACAACUGAAGUUGUUGGAGCAGAAUUAGUUAAUACCCAACCUACAAAGAAGAGGAAAGCUAGUGCAAGUGGUUCUAGGCAAUCAUCUGCUUGUUGGGAGCACUUUAUUAGAUUACCAGAUGACUUAGUUGAUACACCAACUGCAGCUUGUAAACACUGCCACAAAAAAUACCUAUGUGACCCUAGGACUCAUGGCACCACCAACAUGAACCAUCACAUUCUAAAAUGUGCAAAGAAGCCUAGAACCAUUGAUCCCACCCAAACUAUUCUGACAUACCCCUCUGCAGAAGGAUCUAGUUUGGGUCAUGUUAGCUCCAAAUUUGACAAGCAAGCUUGUAGAAAAGCUUUGUCAAUUUUUGUGGUUCUAGAUGAACAACCAUUUAGUGCAGUUGAGGGGGAAGGUUUUAAGUACUAUUCUAAAGUAAUGCAGCCCCAGUUUACUCUCCCAUCUAGGCGUACAGUAGCUAGAGACUGUUUUCAGCUACACUUGGAUGAGAAACAAAAACUAAAAGCCUUCUUUAAGUCUGACUGCAAUAGAGUAGCACUUACUACUGAUUGUUGGACUUCUAUCCAAAAUCAAAACUACUUAACCCUUACGGCACACUUUGUGAAUAACGAAUGGAACUAUCAAAAGAGAAUUAUAAGCUUCACAGUUAUUCCAAACCACAAGGGUGAUACGGUAGGUAGGAAGAUUGAAGAGGUGUUAAGGGAUUGGGGAAUUAGGAAUGUGUCUACCAUAACUGUUGAUAAUGCAACUUCAAAUGAUGUAGCUGUAGCAUAUUUGCAUAGAAAAAUAUCAACUAUGAAUGGGAUGAUGGGGGAUGGAAAAUGUUUUCAUAUGAGGUGCACUGCUCACAUAUUGAAUUUGGUGGUAAAUGAGGGUUUGAAAGAUAAGCAUUUGUCUAUUACUAGUGUUAGGGAUGCUGUUAGAUUUGUCAAGUCCUCACCUCAUAGGGCAUCCAAGUUUAAAGAGUGCAUUGAAUUUGCUAGAAUAACUUAUAAAAAACUAGUAUGUCUCGAUGUUUCAACUCGUUGGAACGCGACAUAUUUGAUGCUUGAGGCUGCAGAGAAGUUUCAAGCUGCUUUUGAUAAGCUUGAGUAUGAAGAGUCGAGCUAUAGGGAGUUCUUUGGAAAAGGUAGUCCUCCUAGUAGUGAUGAUUGGGACAUUGUUAGAGCUUUCAUCUCUUUUUUAAAGUUAUUCUAUGAAGCAACUAAUGUUUUUUCCACCUCUCAAAGUGUGAGUUUGCAUAGUGCUUUUCACCAAGUGUCUGCGAUCUAUUGCGAGCUGAAGCAAGCUACUAUGAACUUGAAUGGUGUUUUUGCAAGUGUGGGUGGGGACAUGAUGGAAAAGUAUAAUAGAUAUUGGGGGUGUGCUACUAAGAUGAACAAGUUGAUUUAUUUUGGAAUCAUUUUGGAUCCAAGAUACAAGUUGAGUUAUAUUUAG
Molecule: messenger RNA, 1554 nt
Organism: Lathyrus oleraceus (garden pea)
Lineage: Eukaryota; Viridiplantae; Streptophyta; Magnoliopsida; Fabales; Fabaceae
Product: zinc finger BED domain-containing protein RICESLEEPER 2-like
Exons: 2
Coding region: 22-1554 (510 amino acids)
Molecular function (GO): DNA binding
Source: RefSeq, a predicted model, not a curated record